Messenger RNA from Gracilinanus agilis (Agile Gracile Mouse Opossum), 689 nucleotides. Its product is annotated as zinc finger protein 706. NCBI's taxonomy places the organism in Eukaryota, Metazoa, Chordata, Mammalia, Didelphimorphia, Didelphidae. The record is from RefSeq and is a predicted model, not a curated record. Bases 134 to 364 code for a protein of 76 amino acids. The transcript has a single exon.
GCGGAGGCCGUGCGGGGAGCGCUUAGUCUCUCACUCAGGUCCCUCCUCCCUCUCCCUCCCUCCCUCCCUCCCCCGCCCCCCAGCACCCUCGCCCCGCGCGGCGCUUCAGACGCCGGACUGUCCCAGCCCCGAUAUGGCUCGUGGACAGCAGAAGAUUCAGUCUCAGCAGAAAAAUGCCAAAAAACAAGCUGGACAAAAAAAGAAACAAGGACAUGAUCAGAAGGCUGCUGCUAAGGCUGCCUUGAUAUAUACCUGCACUGUCUGUAGGACACAAAUGCCGGACCCUAAGACCUUCAAACAGCACUUUGAGAGCAAACAUCCUAAGACUCCACUUCCUCCAGAAUUGGCUGAUGUUCAGGCAUAAAGUUGUUUACAGGUGAAUUCAUGGCACCUAUUGACUCUUCUACUAUCUCAGACCUUAGGUAACAAACCUGCAGCUGCUUUUCUAACAAACUGUUGAUCAGCAAAAAUAAAGGGGCUACAGAAACUCAUUUUUAUGCUGUUCCCUUUUGGGCUUCAUGCAAAGACAAUUCUGUGUAAAUGUACAGUUGGGCCUUGAUUUGGAAAUUCUGAAAAUCAGUCCAUCCUUGUUAUAAAAAUUUUUUUACAAUUGUAAUUAUAUUGAUGUUCAUAUUGUGUAAAAUAACUCAUUUAAUAAAGUAGUACUUUGAUUUUACAACAUCACAGGA